UUUAUGCCAAUAUAUCAUCCACACCACUCAUAUAUCCUCGCUCUAAACUAGUUGUUAUCUAGCAGUACCUGAAAUUUCAAUUUCUCUGUUGUUGUUGCUUUUUUCUGACACAGAACAAAAGAAAAUUUGGGGAGAGACAAAAGGACAUGGUCAUGGUCUAGCAUUGAUCGAGUUGCAUUUGCAACAAGGGAAUAUAUAUUAUUAAAAGCACCCAAUUAAGAAAGCAGCAUAUAUGUCACAAAAAGAAAACAAGGUGGAGGGGGAGGGGUCCGAGGCUUUAAAGGCCUUGUUCUCAGUCAUCGGAAUGACAUGCUCGGCGUGUGCCGGUUCGGUCGAGAAGGCCAUCAACCGGCUCCCUGGGAUACGUGAGGCCGUCGUUGAUGUCCUCAAUAAUAGGGCACUAGUCCUCUACUACCCCAGUUUGGUCAAUGAGGAAACAAUAUGUGAGACAAUAGAAAAUGUGGGAUUUCAAGCCGCAGUGAUCAAAGAUGAAACAAAUGAGAGAUCCACACAAGUAUGCAAAAUUCACAUAAAUGGAAUGACUUGCACUUCUUGCUCCUCCACUAUAGAAUCAGCUCUGCAAGCAAUUUUCGGUGUACAAAAGGCUCAAGUGGCCUUAGCAACUGAAGAAGCAGAAGUUCAUCACAAUCCAAAGUUCGUUAGCUACAAUACACUAUUGCAAGUCAUAGAGGACACUGGAUUUGAAGCCAUAAUUAUUAGUACUGGGGAAGACAUAAGUAAGAUAGAGCUUAAAGUUGAUGGUAUAGACACUGAUCACACCUUGAAAAUGAUUGAAAAGUCUCUCCAAGUGAUUCCAGGGGUUCAAGAGAUAGUCAUAUACCCUGAAUGCAACAAAGUUUCCAUUUCUUAUGAACCGGAUAUGGCAGGACCAAGAACUUUCAUCAGCAUCAUUGAGUCAACUGGGAGUGGACAUUUUAAAGCAACAAUAUAUCCUAGAGAAGGAAGAGAAGCUCGUAGAAAGGCAGAAAUUAAGCAAUAUUAUAGACUCUUUUCAUGGAGUUUGGUUUUUACGAUUCCCGUGUUUUUAACAUCCAUGGUUUUCAUGUAUAUACCUGGAAUUAGGAUUCUAUUAGAUAAAAAACUAUACAAUAUGAUGACUGCUGGUAUGCUCUUGAGGUGGGAGCUAUCUACUCCAGUGCAAUUCAUCAUAGGCAGGAGAUUCUACAUAGGGUCCUAUAAAGCUUUGGGCCAUGGUUCUGCUAAUAUGGAUGUUCUUAUUGCCUUGGGAACAAACUCAGCCUACUUCUAUUCUGUCUACUCACUCUUUAGGGCUGCUUACUCUAGAGAUUUCAAGGGUACAGAUUUCUUUGAGACUAGCUCAAUGCUUAUUUCAUUUAUUCUAUUAGGAAAGUAUUUAGAAGUUUUGGCAAAGGGGAAGACAUCAGAGGCCAUUGCCAAGCUUAUGGACUUGGUACCCGAAACAGCUAUAUUGUUAACUCUGGACCAUGAAGGAAAUGUGCUAAGUGAACAAGAAAUUGAUAGCCGGUUAGUACAAAAGAGUGAUGUGAUUAAAAUUAUCCCCGGCGCCAAAGUUGCUGCAGACGGUUAUGUUCUGUGGGGGGAAAGCCAUGUAAAUGAGAGCAUGAUAACAGGAGAAGCAAAAGCAGUGGCAAAAAGGAACGGAGACAAAGUGAUUGGAGGAACUGUGAAUGAGAAUGGGGUGUUGCACAUCAAAGCAACUCAAGUAGGUUCUGAGAGUUCCCUUUCACAGAUUGUUCGUCUUGUUGAGUCAGCACAGAUGGCUAAAGCUCCAGUCCAGAAGUUUGCUGACCACAUUUCCAAAUAUUUUGUGCCUCUAGUCAUUAUGCUUUCAUUUUCAACUUGGUUUGCCUGGUUUUUGGCUGGAAGUUUCCACAGCUACCCAAAAUAUUGGAUACCAUCUUCCAUGAGUAGCUUUGAGCUUGCACUGCAGUUUGGGAUCUCUGUCAUGGUCAUAGCAUGCCCUUGUGCUCUAGGCCUAGCAACCCCAACUGCUGUUAUGGUUGGUACUGGAGUUGGUGCAUCUCAAGGGGUACUAAUUAAAGGUGGUCAAGCUUUAGAAAGUACACAUAAGGUGAACUGCAUUAUGUUUGACAAGACUGGGACUCUUACAGUUGGGAAACCAGUUGUAGUUAACACACAAAUUUUGAAUAAUAUGGAACUUCGAGAAUUCUAUAAGCUCAUUGCUGCAACUGAGGUAAAUAGUGAGCAUCCACUAGCCAAGGCCAUUGUGGAAUAUGCCAAGAAAUUAACAGAAGAUAAAGAGAAACCUGUAUGGCCAGAAGCACAAGACUUUGUCUCCAUUACCGGCAAUGGAGUGAAAGCUAUUGUUGAGAACAAGAAAAUAAUUGUGGGCAACAAGAGCUUGAUGUUGGACCAGAACAUUGCCAUUCCAGUGGGUGCUGAAGAUAUGCUUGCACAAGCUGAAGGCAUGGCUCAAACUGGGAUUCUAGUAUGUAUAGAUAAGGAAGUCGCCGGAGUCGUGGCCAUAUCUGACCCACUUAAACCAGGUGCUAAAGAUGUCAUUUCCAUUCUAAAGUCCAUGAAAAUUAGAAGCAUAGUGGUGACAGGUGAUAAUUGGGGAACUGCCAAUGCCAUUGCCAAGGAAGUUGGAAUUGAAACUGUUAUUGCAGAAGCCAAACCAGAGGAUAAAGCAAAGAUAGUGAAGGAUUUUCAGGCUUCAGGCUACACUACGGCAAUGGUAGGAGAUGGCAUCAAUGACUCACCAGCACUUGCUGCCGCAGAUGUUGGAAUGGCCAUUGGUGCUGGCACAGAUAUUGCUAUUGAGGCAGCUGAUAUUGUUCUCAUGAAAAAUAACUUAGAGGAUGUGAUAACUGCUAUUGAUCUUUCCAGGAAGACCUUUUCACGUAUACGUCUAAACUACAUUUGGGCUUUGGGAUAUAAUCUGAUUGGCAUUCCAAUUGCUGCUGGGACCCUUUUCCCAUUAACUGGAUUUCGUUUACCACCAUGGAUUGCUGGAGCUGCAAUGGCAGGCUCUUCUGUCAGUGUGGUUUGCAGCUCUCUCUUAUUAAAGAAUUACAAGAGAUCACAAAAGCUGGAUAACCUGGACUUACACGAAAUACAAAUUGAAUAAUCGACAGUGAUGGUUUUGAUCCAUAUUUGUCCUCAUGCAUAUAGGAGUUAAGGUCCGUGGCAUAAAUUUAGGCAGUGUUGAUUAGUGAAAAUUUGUAAAUAGAAUAAGGUUAAAAUAUCGUUUUAGUUUUUAUAUGUUGAGUCACAAUCAAUUUCGUCUCUACAUUUUAAUAGUAAUCAAUUUAGUCUCUA
Quercus robur (English oak) is the source of this 3285-nucleotide messenger RNA. Its product is annotated as probable copper-transporting ATPase HMA5. The coding region runs from base 233 to 3094 and encodes 953 amino acids. Gene Ontology annotation, molecular function: ATPase-coupled monoatomic cation transmembrane transporter activity; copper ion binding; ATP binding. Gene Ontology annotation, cellular component: membrane. Gene Ontology annotation, biological process: monoatomic cation transport. The transcript is spliced from 6 exons. The record is from RefSeq and is a predicted model, not a curated record. Lineage: Eukaryota; Viridiplantae; Streptophyta; Magnoliopsida; Fagales; Fagaceae.